This is a messenger RNA of Protopolystoma xenopodis, 192 nucleotides long. The record is from the annotation of a GenBank genome assembly. NCBI's taxonomy places the organism in Eukaryota, Metazoa, Platyhelminthes, Monogenea, Polystomatidea, Polystomatidae.
GUUCGUGUCAGUCCUGUUGUGAGUCGUAAGGGUUAUCUGAUGUUCUUCGAUGAACGAACGGGCUCCUGGGUCCGACGAUGGGCUGUGGUUCGUCGGCCCUUUCUUUAUCUAUACGCAAAUGAGAAGGAUCCCGUAGAGCUCGGUCUCGUCAAUCUUACCACAGCUCAGAUUGAGUAUAGUUCGGCGGAUUAG